AUGAUAUUGAGGAACGAAGUUGCCCUCUUGAAACCUCAGGCUCCCAAGAUUGAGGGAGGCCUUGGGAUUUUCGGUUUUGCGGUUUUGGCUAUUUUUUAGAUCGGUUUUUCGGUUUUGGUGUUCAUUGCGGUUUGCGCAUUUUCCGUUUUAGCUUUUGGUUUUCGGUUUUCGCGAAAAAUACUAACGGGUUUUCGGAUUUGAUAUCCGAUGCGAUUUUCGGUUUUUCCCUAUUUGACCUAUUUGAGUUCCGGUUUCUCUUCGAUCUGAGCGGCAAUUACGCGCCUCCACCAAUCUCGAAUAGCCGCUAAACGCAAAUGUUAUCGAGAGGAAUGCGUGACAAACCAAUUGAAAUAUCGCGGGGAUCGCUAGGUAGCCUGCGUGUAGCCUUACCCUACCCCUUCCCUAAGGUGGGGGAAGGGGGAGAGGGGAGGGUACGGCUACACGUCGGGUACGGCUAAGCACGGAACGUUGCCAGAGUUUCUUUAUCAACGCCACCUCGAAGUUGGUGACCAAGUUACAGGCUAUACGUGACAGAUUGACUCAACAUUCCAGUAGAAUCUCCAAACUUUCAGGUCUUAGUUCGCAAAUGGAAAUGUUACAUUAGGUAUUUUUCGAUGAAACUUUCCAAAGCUACGGCUUUUUGCGACUGCAAAAUUGCAAUCCUGUCGAGGACUUUUGUGCGAAUUUCCUUAAUUUAACUAGGCUCCAUUACCAGAUGCUGAGUUCGUAGAGACCACGCUCGAGUUCCUUGAGAGAGCAGCUGUUAAUUUAAGCAGAUACUAGAAGAUACGAAUGCCAGGUCCAUGGUAUUUAUAAAUCCUUUCAUGAAAUUAGUGUAGUUUACUCUGUAUGCUCCACUUGUCACCACUGUUUCGGAUCGAUCAGGGAUUUAAUAAAUGGGAUGUGAAAAUGUAUCUGUUUUGACAGUUUUACAUGCGGUUUCCGGUUUUGAUCGAAUUUUUUUUUUCGGUUUUUCGGUUUUGGAUGAUUUUUUCUACGGUUUUGCAGUUUCUAAUGGGCCCCAAUGCCCCCCUCAAAAUUGUAAGUAGUGUGUCUUACGAAAAUAUUCUGAUAGAUUCAACCCUUAUGAAACAUUUCGUUGGCCUGAAAUCUUCGCAGUUUGAAGUUCUUCAUAGUCUACUUGACGAUGUUUCCCCUUUCGCAGCAAACCGUUUU
Molecule: messenger RNA, 1176 nt
Organism: Pocillopora meandrina
Lineage: Eukaryota; Metazoa; Cnidaria; Anthozoa; Scleractinia; Pocilloporidae
Source: the annotation of a GenBank genome assembly